UCAUCUCAGAGUUUUACUCUCACAACACGACACCAUUUUCGAUCUGAUUAGCCUUUGUCUCUUUUCAUCUAAAAGAAGACACGCCCACUCAUCUAUUCUCUGUCUCUUUCUCUUAUCAAAAAGUAUAAUAAGUAAUUAAUUAUUACUUGUAUUUGAGGCGGUGGUACUGAAUAUUUGCUUUUACACAGCCCGAUUUGCAGACUUAACUUUCCUCAUUUUUGUUUGAGACCUGAUUUUGGAACUGCUGCCAUUAUUUGACAGUGGUUGUGUAAGGAUUUCAGUGGGGUGAAGUCGUGAACUCCAAAUGAUCUGAGGAGGAGGUCUUUUUGAAAUGGCUAUGGUUAGCAAAACCAGAAAUAUGUUGGAGGGUCUGGUUAAAGAUGGGUCAUUUAAAUGGUUGACUAAAACCCCGAGUUCACUUGAUGAAGAUUUAGAUGAGUCAUCCACUGGAAAGAGCUGGUUGCCAGAGCUAUCUCCUGCAGCAAAUGUAGUUAUCCGAAAAUGCUCAAAAAUCCAUGGUAUUUCCAUGAGUCAACUUCAAGAAAACUUUGAUGCGGAGGCUUCUGAAACCAUAAAGCAUAAAUCUCAGUAUGCAAGGAACUUCUUGGAAUACUGUUGCUUCAGGGCUCUUGCUUUGUCUAUACAAGUAAAUGGUUACCUUGGCGACAAACAGUUUCGACGCCUUACAUUUGACAUGAUGGUCGCAUGGGAGUUUCCAGCAGCUUCUAGUCAGCCUUUUGCCAGUAUGGAUGAAGAUGCAACUGCUGGCGUAGAGGCUUUUUCCCGUAUUGCUUCAGCAGUUCCUAUAAUUGCCAAUGUGAUAGUUACUGAGAGCAUUUUCAGUGUGCUUACAUCGUCAACAGGCGGUCGACUUCUAUUCUCAGUCUAUGAUAAGUACCUGACUUAUUUGGAAAGGGCAAUUAAAAAAUUUAAGAACCAGUCUGAGUCAUCUCAUCUGUCUGCCUUACGUACAGCGAGAGGAGAGAAAAUUCUGGAGCUGGAUGGGACUGUGACAACCCAGCCAGUGCUCGAACACGUGGGUAUUUCCGCAUGGCCUGGUCGGCUAACUUUGACAGAUCAUGCUCUCUACUUUGAGGCACUUCGUGUUGUGUCUUAUGACAAGGCAAAAAUAUAUGAUCUGUCUGAUGAUCUAAACCAGAUCGUCAGACCCGAUCUUACUGGACCAUGGGGCACAAGACUCUUUGAUAAAGCAGUCUCGUACAAAUCAGUUUCCUUGUCAGAACCUGUUAUAAUGGAAUUUCCUGAGCUUAAAGGACAUACACGUCGUGACUAUUGGUUAGCCAUUAUUCGGGAAGUUCUACAUGUGCAUCAGUUCAUACAUAAAUUCCAGAUUACUGGAAUAGAGCGUGAUGAGGCACUUCUGAAAGCUAUAUUUGGUAUAUUGCGAGUACAAGCCCUAAAAGAUAUGAGCUCUAAACAUCCACUUUGUUAUGAGGAUCUUCUUAUGUUCAAUGUAUGUGAUCAGCUUCCCGGAGGAGACCUUAUACUAGAAACAAUUGCAAAUAGGUCAACUGUGAGGGAACUGGAGCGGACAAACUCUCCCAAACCUAGAAGCAGAAUGUACUCAAUUUCAGCUUCAGCCUUGGCUUCCAACCUGGGGUUUGUUUUCGGGACAAGUUCUCAUGUUCCUAAUGAGACAGGAAUUGUUGUGGGUGAAAUUGCUGUGGGGGAGAUGACUCCCUUGGAAAAAGCAGUUAAGGAAUCCAGAAGCAACUAUAGAAAGGUAGUGCAAGCACAAGCUACGGUUGAUGGAGUGAAAGUUGAUGGGCUUGACACCAACUUGGCAGUGAUGAAGGAGUUGCUCUCUCCAAUGAUGCAACUCGGUAAUUGGAUUCUUUUUCUGGCUUACUGGGAAGAUCCUUUGAAGUCCAUUAUUUUCUGCUCGGUUUUCUCAUAUAUUAUCGUCAGGGGAUGGCUGUGCUAUGCCUUUGCACUAUUGCUCACUUUUUUUGCUGUCUUUUUGGGAAUAACUCGCUGUUUUAGUCAAGGCAAGACAGUUGAUGAACUAAAAGUAAUAGCUCCACCUCCAAUGAAUGCCAUGGAGCAACUUUUGGCUGUUCAAACUGCAAUAUCUCAAGCUGAAGAACUAAUCCAGGAUGGAAACAUCGUUCUACUCAAAUUCCGUGCUUUACUCUUGUCCAUCUUCCCACAGGCAAGCGAGAAGUUAGUGGGUGCUUUUUUGGUCUCGGCAGUAGUUCUGGCAUUCAUACCUUCGAGGUACAUAAUACUUCUGACUUUCCUGGAAGUCUUCACUAGAUAUUCACCUAUUCGGAAAGCAAGCACAGAAAGAUGGACUAGGAGACUAAGGGAAUGGUGGUUCAGUAUCCCGGCAGCUCCUGUAGUUCUUGAAAAAGCCAAAGAAGACAAAAAGAAAAGAUGACGACGAAAAUUGUACAUAAUUAAAGAUCCAUCCACGCAACAAUAUCCUACUAGAAUGUCUGUGGCUGUAAAUUUGUAUUAUAUGAGAGAACUUAAAGAUGUAACACAACUGGCCUUGAUGAGGUCUCCAUUAACGUUUGCUGUUGGGACUGUAUCACUGUUUCUGGAUAUUAUAAACUUAUUGUGUGUUGUAUCCUACUAAUCAUGGGUUAUAGAUGGGAUUUUUUAUCAA
Lycium ferocissimum is the source of this 2632-nucleotide messenger RNA. RefSeq lists its product as uncharacterized. The transcript has 10 exons. Lineage: Eukaryota; Viridiplantae; Streptophyta; Magnoliopsida; Solanales; Solanaceae. Bases 332 to 2401 code for a protein of 689 amino acids. The record is from RefSeq and is a predicted model, not a curated record.